AUGGAAGCGCUGCGCGGAGAGCCCGGGGCAGGCGGCGGGGGCUGCUCGCAGAGCCGAAACUUUCUCUCCCCUCCCAUCUUCGGGUCGUCGCCGUCGGGUUCGACGAGAUCGGGCUUCGUCUACGAGCGCUCUGGCCCGGGGACCGUGGCGCGCUCUACGCCGUCCUCUUCCUCUGAGACGCCGUCCUCGUCUAAGGACUGCACCGCUGGAUUUCCUAUUGCUGCGGGGGCUGCACCACCCUCGGCCACAACGGCCGCCGCCGCCCUGGGCUAUCCUCCAGGUUACCCCCCCUUUGGCCACGGUUACUACAGCUGCCGCAUGGCGCACGGCGUGGGGCUCCAGCAGAACGCCGCGCUGAAAGCGGCACCGCACGCCGCCUUCCCGGUGGAGAAGUACAUGGACGUGGCCGGCCUGGGGGGCGCGACCACGACCUCGGGCGUCGGCAGCGACCCUUCCUCGCGGGCCAAGGAGGUCUCUUUCUACCAGAGCUAUGCGGCGGCCACCGCCGGCCCCUACCAGCACGUGCCCCCCGGCUACCUGGACGUGGUCUCUAGUUUUGGACCGGCGGCUCCUUCGGGGGAACCCCGGCACGAUACCUACAUCUCCAUGGAGGGCUACCAGUCCUGGACUUUGGCUAACGGCUGGAACGGACAGGUGUACUGCUCUAAGGACCAGGCCCCGGGCUCCCACUUCUGGAAGUCUUCCUUCCCAGGGGAAGUUGCACUAAACCAGCCAGACCUGUGCGUGUACCGGCGUGGGCGGAAGAAGCGGGUGCCUUACACCAAGCUGCAGCUGAAGGAGCUGGAGAGCGAAUACGCCCUGAAUAAAUUCAUUAACAAGGACAAGCGGAGGCGGAUUUCGGCGGCCACCAACCUCUCCGAAAGGCAGGUCACCAUCUGGUUCCAGAACCGCAGAGUCAAAGACAAGAAGAUCGUCUCCAAGCUGAAGGACACCGUGACUUGA
Ahaetulla prasina is the source of this 963-nucleotide messenger RNA. RefSeq names its product homeobox D13 (gene HOXD13). The transcript has 2 exons. Gene Ontology annotation, biological process: regulation of transcription by RNA polymerase II. Lineage: Eukaryota; Metazoa; Chordata; Lepidosauria; Squamata; Colubridae. The record is from RefSeq and is a predicted model, not a curated record. Bases 1 to 963 code for a protein of 320 amino acids. Gene Ontology annotation, molecular function: RNA polymerase II cis-regulatory region sequence-specific DNA binding; DNA-binding transcription factor activity, RNA polymerase II-specific.